This is a messenger RNA of Scleropages formosus (Asian bonytongue), 786 nucleotides long. Its product is annotated as transmembrane protein 35B-like. Bases 41 to 454 code for a protein of 137 amino acids. Lineage: Eukaryota; Metazoa; Chordata; Actinopteri; Osteoglossiformes; Osteoglossidae. The transcript has 3 exons. The record is from RefSeq and is a predicted model, not a curated record.
UUCCGGUGUUCCCGCCUCACCCUGCCCACUCAGUUCCAUAAUGGCGCUGAUUUACUCGAGUCUCCGUGUUCUUCUGGGUCUGCUGUUCGCCGCAGCGGGUGCGGUGAAACUGACCGACAGGAUUUCGGAGGAGGUGUACGGACACAUGCGCUCCAAGUUCGUGCUGUUCUCCUCCGUGUUCCCCCUGCGCAUCAUGGGCCUGCAGCCUGACCCAGAGCUGUACCUGGCCCUCACAGGCUGGACCGAGCUCGUGGCCGGGCUUCUGCUGGCGUUUGGUCCCAGAAUCUUGCAGGAGAUCAGCAACCUGGUCCUCUCCGUGGUCAUGAUGGUGGCCAUAUUCACUCUGCUGAAGCUGAAGGAGCCUCUGCUUACCUGCUGCCUGGCAGCCCUCUUCCUGGGGCUCCUGCUGCUUCUGGCCAUCCAGGGCCGGGGCUCUAAGAGCAAGACACAGUGAUGCAAUGGGGGGGACCGGUCACGGUCAAGCCUGUGGUCCUGGAGGGCCGCAAUAACGAGGGACCAUGGAUGUCAAAAGACAUCAGCCUGGACAUUGGAUUUUGCUUCUCAGCAGCUACACAGUCACUAAUGGUGUUUUUAUUAAAGUUUUUUUUUUUUUUUUUUUUUCCCCCAAUUUUAAAUAUCACUUUUCAGUCUUAAUGCAAAACAUAAGGUAAAUGAGUUUUUCUGACCCUUUGAAGUCUUAUGUAUUGUGAUGUUUUCAUGGAGUUACAAUUCCACCACUUAGGAAAUGUUUUACUACUGGUUUAAAUAAAAUUAAACUUGUUAACA